UUUUCUAUAUAAAUAUUUCAGAUAAAAACGGCAUUCUUCCUUGGAGCAGAGGCGAUAAGUUUUCAAGAUUGGAGGUUCGGAUUUUGUGAUGUUUUCACCAGAAAUCAAGCAGUCAUGGGCGGUAUCAGGGAUCCUCCUGAACAUGCUGGCACAAGGCAUGAUCCUCAGUUUCUCCGCUGUUCUGCUGUCGGGGCUGAAGGCUGAUGACUCCACCAUCAAGACUGACUUGGAAACCAUGUCUUGGCUUGCUUCUGUGGUGGGCAUGGCGUGCUUCCCCGGUUUUCUGAUUUCCGCUCUCCUCAUGGAGCUGCUUGGCCGUAAGAUCUCACAAAUCCUGGUGAUCCUACCGGCGAUGUUAGGCUGGCUUCUCAUUUACUUCGCCAAGGAUGUAACCACCCUCAUGGUUGGCAGGUUCCUCGGAGGAUUCACUGCUGGAGCGAGCCUCACUUUAGGAGCCGUCAUCAUCGGGGAGUACACCAGCCCACAACUCCGGGGCAUGUUCCUAAACCUCAAGACUGCUGGCGUCUGCGUAGGCAAUAGCCUUGUUCAUGUUCUAGGCCAUUUCUAUACUUGGAGAACUAUUGCAAUGUUCGGACUAAUCCCCUAUAUCAUUUCUUUCGGGAUUAUCUGCACCUGGCCAGAAAGCCCGACGUGGUUAGCCGCCAGAUUUAAUUUUAAUCGGAGUGAAAAGGCAUGGUUGUGGCUGCGAGGUAAUGACCAAAAUUCUAGAAUCGAGUACGAAAACAUGGCCAAUGCUCAAAAGCAAAGGUUUUCUGAAACACGAGAGAAAACCAGCGUCCAAAAACACGUAGUAAUCUUUUUGCAGAAGUUCACCCGAAAGGAUUUUCUGAAACCCCUGUUCAUAAUACUCAUAGGUGCUAUUUUGCUCGAAGCAUGUGGAAGGCACAUUUUUCCGGCCUACGCUUUGGAGAUCAUUGAAGAAAUCACAGGAGAUAAGACUAAAACAUUAUACUACACGUUAAUAAUAGACCUGAUUACGUCAUUAAGUGCCACAUUCUCGUCUGCGCUGGUCCGUAUGUUGAAAAGACGUAUAUUACUCUUUGUUACUGGUGGAGCAUCUUUAGUGAUAUUAAUUGCUAUAUGUACUUACUUAUAUCUCACUGACAUAGACGUGAUAUCCAAAGACCGAGCUUGGAUGCCUUUAUCCAUGUUUAUGCUGUACUUCUUGCUAGCAAACUUGGGGUGUACUCCUAUACCUCUGGCGUUGCUUGGUGAGGUGUUCCCGGUCGCACAUAGAGGAGCAGGUUCUGCAAUAUCAGGGUUGAUAUUAGCCACCUGUCUCAUGGUAGGUUUAAAGAUCACCCCUGCGAUGCUAGCAACUUUCAAAGUGUAUGGAACUUUUGCUAUCUUCGGCGUAGUUUUGGGAUUCUCUCUAAUAGUAAUUUACUUCAUUCUUCCCGAAACUAAAGAUAGAACGUUGCAGGAGAUUGAAGAUUACUUUAACCAUGGACGGUUCAGUGAUAAGAAAGUUUGCGGGAAUGAUGAGGAGAAUACUACCAUGUUUAAGGAUUGAAUAAGGUGCAGGACAGUUUUGAAAUUCGAAAAUGACAAAACAUCUAAUAACUAAAAUCCAUUUCUACUAUAAGUUCAGUAAUCAAAGUACUAUGGCACAGUAUAAUAAAGAGUACUAUCGUACAGUAUGGCCACUCCCGCUCGUGUACAAGUUUCUAAUGGGGUGGCAACGCGCAUGACACUCUUUGAGUUGCAGGCGUCCAUAGGUUACGGUGACAGCUUUCCAUCAGGCAGACCGUAUGCUUGUUUGCCACCGGCGUAGUAUAAAAAAAUAUAUAUUUUAAAUGUUCAUAAAUAAAGUUAUCCUUGUCUA
Molecule: messenger RNA, 1846 nt
Organism: Leguminivora glycinivorella
Lineage: Eukaryota; Metazoa; Arthropoda; Insecta; Lepidoptera; Tortricidae
Product: facilitated trehalose transporter Tret1-like
Exons: 3
Coding region: 89-1534 (481 amino acids)
Biological process (GO): transmembrane transport
Cellular component (GO): membrane
Molecular function (GO): transmembrane transporter activity
Source: RefSeq, a predicted model, not a curated record